Messenger RNA from Chaetura pelagica (chimney swift), 1059 nucleotides. It is a transcript of the gene ASTE1, whose product is annotated as asteroid homolog 1 (Drosophila). Bases 1 to 1059 code for a protein of 352 amino acids. The transcript is spliced from 5 exons. The record is from RefSeq and is a predicted model, not a curated record. Lineage: Eukaryota; Metazoa; Chordata; Aves; Apodiformes; Apodidae.
AUGGUACCUGACACCAAAAAUAUCUGUGUUUUAGGAUACAAGUUUCAUGGAAGCCGAGAUCCCUUAGAACCUCCGAGACGUUACUACCUUGUUCACACGAAGCGUUUAAGACUCGUUAAGGGUCGGGGGACACGCACAGAGGCACGAGCUCUCCCCGCUUCCCCACCCAGCUACCCUGGCACGGAGAAGCCGGCCGACCCUCCUGCUGCCCCCCGGGCCGAGCCGAACCGAGCCAGGCCAAGGGACAAGGAAAAAUUUCUGGCGCAGUUCCCCGGGCCCGGACCGGCUCUGGACACUGUGCUCACCUACCUCCGGAAACACCAGAGAGAAGAGAUAAGGGAGCUCCUCUGCACUUCCAUGGAGGAUUAUGCCCCGUCGGAGGUGAAUCUUGAGGACUUCUUCCAGACUGGGAAGUACGAAUGUGAGGCUGCCCGGAACGCAGGCUUACCCGGCUGGGUGCUCGAUGCUCUGGCAAAAGGUAAGCUGGCCCCGUUCAUCAGCGAUGCCCUGAUACUGAGGAGUACCUUCCUCCACGUCCAGGUGGAGAACAUGCAGAGACCCAGUGCACACAGCACAGCCUUGCCCAUUCGACAAGUUAUCUACGGACUGCUGCUGAACGCACCACGAGGUCCUGAAGCUGCUUCUCCGAGUAGGCAGAGCAAGGAGCUGCCAGUUGUAUGUGAAUUUGACAGACUCCAAAAGACACUUAAAAAAACAUUCGUUCAAGCAGCAAGCCUACCCACAGAUUUUUGUGAUGAUCAUUUUCCUUUGGACAAGUUAACGGAGGUGCCCAGGUCACGCCGUCAGAUGCUUUUGCUGGAGACUCUAAGAGUGAAAAUGAGCUUCAUGGAAUCCAUCCCCAGCCACUUACAACUCCCUGUUGCUGUAACAUGUUACUGGAUAUGUUGUUCAGAGCCAAAAGUGAACUUGCAUCAAUUAAAGGCUUUAUUUCUAAUGAUAGUAUUUGGAGAACUGCACAGGAUAACAGAAGAUCCAGGCUUUACAGUGGGACCCUUGUGCACAGACUGUAUCAAGAGCUCAAAUCAACACCUUCGGUAG